Messenger RNA from Perca flavescens (yellow perch), 3686 nucleotides. It is a transcript of the gene pgr, whose product is annotated as progesterone receptor. Lineage: Eukaryota; Metazoa; Chordata; Actinopteri; Perciformes; Percidae. The record is from RefSeq and is a predicted model, not a curated record. Gene Ontology annotation, molecular function: zinc ion binding; DNA-binding transcription factor activity; sequence-specific DNA binding. Gene Ontology annotation, biological process: regulation of DNA-templated transcription. The transcript is spliced from 8 exons. Bases 98 to 2095 code for a protein of 665 amino acids.
GGAGGAUUACAGGGAAGUCUCUCUGUGGCGAUAACCCCCACACAGUCCAACCUCCGGGCGCACUCCAGUCUCCGCUGUGCGCUUCACGGUCCACACGAUGGAGAAUAAACCAAACGGGAGAAUGAGCACCAUCAGCACUUCGAUCGCGGACUCCACCAACACAAGAGUGAGUGACUUGGUUGAAGCUGGCUACAUGAACACUAAGUUAUCGAACGAGUCACAGUCUCUAAGGUGCAUUUCCUCAUCCGUGCGUCAUUUCGGAAACGGCGGCACGCUGUUCCAAGGUCUAAACUCGAGCGGCGACAGCGCAGUCUCCAUACUCGAUGGUUCACCCGUCGGGAAACAUUUUUAUGACCGCAGCAGUGACUAUCUGAAGUGUGACAGUGUGCCGUGGGAGGAUUUUGCUGAAGUUCAGAGGACAAGUGUGGCCACAUCCGAAAGUGUAAGCCUCCCCUCGACCACCGGAGCGUGCAAGUUCAUCAAAGAUGAGAAGGAGCCUUCUGUGAUUAUGGACAGCCCCUGUCCCAACUUUGAUCCAUCAUCGGACAUACCUGUUCUGGACCACUGUUGUGACAGCGACAGGAAACAGCUACUGGGGCUCAGUGACGGGGAGUCGGCCGCGGCCAUUCCUAGACCGGGACUGGACGGAGCUCCGAACUUUCUGAUGGACCUGAACCAGUCCGAGCCGCUCCCGGGCCCGGCGCUCAGCCAGCUGAGGACGGACUCCAGGUGCGCUUUGUCCGGGAAGGCGCUCAUCAACUUUGACGCCAGCGCGCACGCAACCCAGCAACUGGCCAUGUACAAGAGCGACGGUCCCCGCUGGCAGACGCACACGGCUCCGGCUGAGCCCCAUUACUGGGGCCAGUCCGUAGGGGGGCUCGAGGACCCGUUCUUACACGGCACCGGCUACGAUGGGAUCCAGAACCAGGCCCUGAUCCAGAGGAACCCGUCCCCCUUCUCCGCAUUCCCCAGUAUGCCGCCUCAGAGAGUGUGUGUGAUCUGUGCUGAUGAGGCAUCUGGUUGCCACUAUGGAGUCCUAACCUGCGGGAGCUGUAAGGUCUUUUUUAAAAGAGCAGUAGAAGGCCAUCAUAGCUAUCUCUGCGCUGGGCGAAAUGACUGCAUUGUGGACAAAAUUCGGAGGAAAAAUUGCCCUGCGUGUCGCCUUCGAAAGUGCUAUCAAGCAGGAAUGAUGCUCGGAGGCAGGAAGCUGAAGCGUUUCGGGGCCUUGAAAGCCUUGGGUUUGGCCCCGGCCAUGAUGUUCCAGUCAAACUUGGCCAUGUCCAGCGACAGUCAGGCCAUGAACUCCAUGUCUUGCGUACCAGGGAUCCGUGAGGUGCAGCUCUCCCAACAGAUCCUCAACAUCCUGGAGAACAUCGAACCAGAGAUCGUGUACUCUGGUUAUGACAGCACCCAGUCCGAGGGUCCACAUAUUCUGCUCAACAGCCUCAACAGGCUGUGUGAGAAACAGCUGCUGUGGAUCGUCAAGUGGUCCAAGUCUUUGCCAGGGUUUCGUAAUCUUCAGAUCACUGAUCAGAUGACCCUCAUCCAGUACUCGUGGAUGAACCUGAUGGUGUUCUCGCUUGGGUGGCGCUCCUUUCAGAAUGUCACCAGUGAAUAUUUAUACUUUGCACCAGAUCUGGUUCUUAGUCAGGAGCAAAUGAGGAGAUCGCCGAUUUAUGACCUCUGCCUGGCGAUACAGUUCAUCCCUCAGGAGUUUGCAAAUCUUCAGGUUACCCGAGAGGAGUUUCUCUGCAUGAAAGCCAUAAUAUUACUCAACACAGUGCCUCUUGAGGGACUCAAAAGUCAGGCCGCAUUUGAAGAGAUGAGACAGAACUACAUCCGGGAGCUGACCAAGGCUAUCCACAUGAGGGACAAGGGCUUGAUGGCCAGCUCCCAGCGAUUCUACCACCUCACCAAACUGAUGGACGCCAUGCAUGAGAUAGUGAAAAAGGUCAACCUGUUCUGCCUGAGCACCUUCAUCCAGGCGGACGCCAUGCGAGUGGAGUUUCCCGAGAUGAUGUCAGAAGUCAUUGCCUCCCAGCUUCCCAAGGUCCUGGCCGGCAUGGUGAGGCCCCUCAUAUUCCACACCAAGUGAUGAUCACUAAUCUGUGGAGACGUCUUGGGACUGGAUUAUUCACCCCACAAUUACUGGAUUCUUUAUAGCCUUCACUAUUGUAGUCAUCUAUACUUUUCCUAAUGGUCUUUAGCCUUUUAACUUUAUGAGGUAAAACAGAUGUUCAAAAUAUGUUUUUUUUUAGUACAGAACUCUUGAAUAUGAUAAAUUCAGAGGCAUGAAUCAAUAAAGCUCUUCUCUAUAACUCUGGUCUAUCCACCCUUUCCCAUCCUACAGCUUGUGUAUAGAUGGUACUUACCAGCUGAUAUACAGUAGGUUUUGAAAACCACUAGAGAUGCUGAUAUUUUUGUACUGAAGCUGCAAAAAAUAAAAAUAAAUACUUGCUUACUUACUAUAUUUUAACAAAAAGUUCAAAUAUAGGAGACACUGAAACCUGCCAGUUAAACUAAUUAAAUUCUUUCCGGGUCAACAGCAGUGACUCACAGGGAGGAGAAACUGAUAAGAAGAUAACUAUCCGUAAAAUAUUUGACAAAAAAAAAACUUACGUGAUCUUAAGUGAUUAGAUAUAACCCAGUUAGAACACAUCUCCGCCUAUGCCCUAAUUAGAGACCCUAAGGAAUGUGUGGUUGGUUUUGUUUUUUAUGACAGAACCUAUUCAAAAGAUUUUAAUCUACAUACGUAUCUGCAUCAAAAUCACACAGUGAUAAAUGUUGAUGGGAUGCAUGUGACAGAUUUGAAGUGAGUGCAAUAGUUGUACAAAAUAGUAAAACAAUCCCCCAUUUCACAAUGUCAGAAUGAAAUCCUUAAAUAUUUUUGGGAUCAGCAUACAGAUCUGUAAAAAGCAACUGAUCCCUUUCUCCUUGGCACAUGGUCUUACUCUAAAUGAAAUAGAACUGAAAUCAGUUCAUAUGUUUUUUGAGCUGUACAGUUAACAAACAAAAUAAAAAAUUAAAAUGUGAUCCAAAAAUGUAACUUCCCUGGCGGAAGUAGUAAAAUGUUUUCACAUAGCCAAGGAUAGGAAGGAACCUCCAUCGCAUGUGAAGAGAACUGUAUUAUCUCUAUGUCUGUCAGUGAAAAAUACAACCCUAUACAAAAUACAACUUAAACUCACUAACUGUGACAAAGAAUUUGGACCACACGUUGAAUAAAUCACGGUGUUUAUUUAAAGGCAUGUUUAUGAACCGUCAAGACACAGUAGAUGAUUGCAAGGAAACAAGAUUGCCAUAUAUAUAUAUAUAUAUAUAUAUAUAUAUAUAUAUAUAUAUAUAUAAAAAAGAUAGAAUGUUAAUAUCAUUUCCCCCUGGAAAUUCAGAAUGUAAGGGAGUAUUAUUCCAGCAUCAAUGUUCAAGGCCACCUCACAUUCUUAAUGCUGUAAAUGGAAAAGAAUGCCCUGAUCUGGGCAAGUACCAGACCUCAAAUACCUUCCCAAAUACAUUUACGGCCCACAAAGAAAGAGUCUUAGUGUGGAGUCAUUUUUCAGUUUGUAAUAACCGAAGGGUGAAAGUGUUGGUAAUUAUUUUCUUUCUUUUAUCUUUUUUCUUUCUGAAACAGUAUCACUGAAUGUUGUUACAGUAAUAGAACAUUAAACAUGAAAUGGUAUCUUUAUAACUAA